CAGAAGGAAUCCCCGUCGGAUUCUUGGAUCCGAAGGAGAACUGGCCUGGCGGCGACGGGAGCAUGAGAGCAGAAGUUACCACCGCAUGCUUCGAGGCCUUACGUCGUCGGUCCCUCGGUUCGGCGUUGCCGUUCAGCUGGUUCGAUAGCAUCGCGCAGCCAGUCGAGAACGAGGAGGACAGCGCAGUGGACUGUCGGACUGGCACCAUCGACCUGCGCGGCCUUCGAUCGCGAAUUCUCCAAUGAGACUGCACACGGGGCUGCGCGACGAUCCCGUGCUCCGAACGAGCUCCAUUGUCGUAGUUUAGGUCGGUUUCGGCUGGGCCUGUGACAGGUUGACUGGCCGUAGGAGCGGGUCCUGGUGAGUGGGGCGAUGGCGUUAAGGACGACGUUGGCGAGGGCGUUGUCUUCAGCUUCGUUGCGCUACUUGUCGACCACCACGUGUAGAAGUUCGCCGUCAUGUUCUCCCUUCGUUUCCCCGAGGAUGGUGCGAUUGGCCAGGACGCAUUUUUUCGGCAAUGCCCAAGGGCUGCGAUACGAGAUUCCGCAGAAAUUGGGAUGGAAUCCGAGCAGACAGAUGGGCGCCCGAGCUAAAAUCAAGCGACGGAAGGAUUCCACGUUCGACAACAUUAUUCAGAGAGAAAAGAAGCUGAAGAUUGUCUCUAAAAUCAAGGAGAUUCUAGUGAAGCAGCCCGGGAGAACGAUGACUUUGUUGUCGCUGGGAAAGCACCGUAAAUCCAUAGGAUUGACCGGCAGGAGGCGUGUUAUCGCCCUUCUGAAUAGGUUCCCAGCUGUCUUCGAGGUUUAUGAAGAGGGUUGUAACUUAAUGUGCGUACGUUUCACAGAAGAAGCUGAACGUCUGUACGAAGAGGAGGAGAAGAUCAAGGAAGACUUGGAGGUGUUCUUGGUAGAGAAACUGAGGAAACUUGUAAUGAUGUCCAUUGACAAGAGAUUGACUCUGGACAAAAUUGCGCAUAUCAGGAAAGAGCUCGGCCUCCCAGACGACUUCAAAACCAGUAUUUUGCCCAAUUACCCGCAGUAUUUCAAAGUAGUCGAGACAGGUGAUGGCCCUGCUCUGGAGCUAACUUUCUGGGAUCCUCUGCUGGCCGUCUCGGCUGCUCAAAGAAAAGCUGCCGCACCAGUCUCAGAAGAUGAGGAUGCGGACGGUUUUCCACGCGCUCCGAAAAUUAUCAUAGACGGAGAGGAGAUCAGAUCUACAGCCGUCAGUAGCAAACGGCUGAACCUGCCUAAAGGUGUUCAGCUCUCGAAGAAGGAUAGGGUUGUUGCCUUGAAGUUCCAACAGAUUCCCUAUCAAUCACCCUACGACGAUGCAUCAACACUGGACCCCGCUAGCGUGGAAGCAGAGAAAAGGGCUUGCGCAGUUGUGCAUGAGCUCUUGAGUCUGACAUUGGAGAAGAAAACGCUGGUAGAUCAUCUGACGCAUUUCAAGAAGGAUUACAAGUUUUCUCAAAGAAUUCGAGCCUUGCUGAUUCGCCAUCCCGAAAUGUUUUAUGUCUCCUUCAAGGGACAGCGGGAUUCUGUCUUUUUGCGGGAAGCUUACAGGGGUUCAGAGCUCAUAGAGAAGGACCCUCUGGUUGUCGCAAAGGAACGGCUUGCCGAGCUUGUGGCAGUGUCUAGACAGUCAAGAAUGAGGGAACAGGCUGCUUUGCGCGCAGAUGGCACUGAAAUUGAGGAGGGCGAUGAUGACUACGAGGAUGAUGAUGAUGAGGAUUAUGAAAGUGAAGAUGAGGACGACGAGGAUGAUGAAGAGGACGACGACAAUGAAGACGCGGAAGCCAGAGAAAGUGUCGAUGAAGGUAAGACUUCAAGGGCCCCUUCUAAAUCUCAGAAGAGGGUCCCGGAAGAAAGACCUGCAACAAGCAGACCGAGAGCGACUGUGUCGUCAUCCAGACCAAGGCCAGUUGAGGUGGACGAAUUCUUGAGUAACCAGAAUAGAGUCAGGGAGCGAUGGUAGAGACGUUCAUCCCACUGUAGAUUUUGCUCUUUACUAGGGUCAUGAAAAUUGAGAAAUUUUCACGUAACGUAAGUAGCUGCUCUGGUGUCUUCACUUAUCAGUCUGAAUGUUAUCCAACAUUUUGAUGCGGAGAUAUAAGUUUGACCCAGCCCACAGAGUACCCAGAAUUUUGUAGAUUUUAAUUUUUCUACCUCUGAGUAGUUCAAGAGUAUUGAAUCCAACUUGUUCAGUGCUGUCUCUUUGCUGUGUUCACAUGCAAUUUCAAUGACGAUACCCACGUCAAUUAGUGACUUAUUACUGGCAUCGGUGUGCUCGAUGAUCAUUUGUUC
Marchantia polymorpha subsp. ruderalis is the source of this 2303-nucleotide messenger RNA. NCBI's taxonomy places the organism in Eukaryota, Viridiplantae, Streptophyta, Marchantiopsida, Marchantiales, Marchantiaceae. The record is from the annotation of a GenBank genome assembly.